AUGUCGGGAAGUGGACGAAAGAGCGCGUACCGUAAGGGCGUCACUAAGCGCGUGCUGUACGGUGACCCAGAACCCAAGGAGAACGAGCUUAUCGUGCGCGUUACCGCACUGCGAGGCAGCAACUUGUUCGAGGUGGAGGACGCCAAUGGCGCAAAAUCUGUGACGAUGUUGCCGACCAAGUUCCGCAAGCUCAUUUGGGUCAAGCGAGGUGACUUUUUGAUUGUCGGUGAAGGUGAUGGUGGUGAGACCACGACUGCAACAGGCAAGAAAGGUGCCGUGACUUCCAUCGUGGAGCACAUUUUGUACAAAGAGCAGAUCAAAAAUCUCAAACGCAAAGAACUCUGGCCUGCAACGUUUGAUGACUCCCCCACGGGACCGGCGUGGACGCAGGGAGACAAUGUUAACGAUGAUGAAGAACAGAAGGGCGGGGAAAACGACGACGUGGGUGGUGAAAACGCUCAACCGUCUGCUGGCUCCUCGUCAAAGGGACUGACGAUGGCCGAGGACCGUUUUGCCAUGAUGCACGUGAACCGGAAUCGCCGCAAGGGCCACUUUGACGAGGAGGAAGAAGAAGACAGCGACGACGAGUAA
This is a messenger RNA of Phytophthora infestans T30-4, 591 nucleotides long. RefSeq lists its product as uncharacterized. Gene Ontology annotation, cellular component: nucleus. The coding region runs from base 1 to 591 and encodes 196 amino acids. Gene Ontology annotation, molecular function: translation initiation factor activity; RNA binding. The transcript is spliced from 3 exons. The record is from RefSeq and is a predicted model, not a curated record. NCBI's taxonomy places the organism in Eukaryota, Oomycota, Peronosporomycetes, Peronosporales, Peronosporaceae. Gene Ontology annotation, biological process: translational initiation.